GUUCUUUCCUUUUCAGGAUUAGAGUCUUGGGUCCAAACUCAUCUUGGGGUUGCAGAGAACUCAUAUAUCUGUGUUUCAUUCCAAAUUUUGUAGCCUGAUUCAAUUGAUACUAAAAAAUAUUUAUGCCUUCAUUCUUUUAACCCUUUUUAUUGAGGGUUACAUGUGAUUAUUUUCAUAAUUUUUUAUAGGAGGUUUUUAUUUUACUCAUAUAUAUCUAUUCUUGUAGAGGUUGGAGAGUGAUUUAAACAAUUGACAUGAACUGCUUAAUCCAAUGUGUAUUCUUGUAGAAGAGCUACUAUUGGUUUGAUUCUUCUUUUGCUUCUUGUUCUUGUUCAAUGGCAAAGUAUUAUUGUAGUAUUUGCAAAUUUUUUGAUGAUGAAAGGUGCAAGGGAAAGAUCAGCUAUACGUUAAAUUUGUUGCAGAGCAGCUGGGCCUGGAUGGUUCAUAUGUUCCUCGUACUUAUAUUGAACAGAUUCAGCUGGAGAAACUUGUAAAUGAUGUUAUGGCACUGCCAGAUGAUUUAAAGACAAAAGUCAGCAUAGAUGAUGAUUUUGCUGCAAGCCCUAUAGAAGCUCUUUCCCGAGCAUCAGCAGAUAGAAGAAUGAAGCAUCUCGGCCGAGGUGUGUCACAAUCAUAUUCAAAUCAGAGAGACAAGACUAUGGCCAAGCUAACUAAACUGGCUGUUAACCACAGAAGGUUUGAUGGAAGGGCCCCAGAUUCACCUGCACCACUUUCAAACCAGGGAAUUAUAACUCAACUUUCUGAACAAAUUUCUACUCUAAACGAAAGGAUGGAUGAAUUUACAUCUCGCAUUGAAGAAUUGAACUCCAAAUUCUCUGUCCGGAAAGUCUCAGCCAGCCAACAAAACUUGGCUAUGCAGGCUGAAACCUGCAAUGGUUCGGGACCCACUUCUCUUUAUGUCACCGGAUUAAGUAAUGGUUCUUUGACUGGUUCACUCCUGCCCAAUUCUUCUUCUUCUUCUCAAUUGACUAAGGAGUCCCCACUGAUGGAAGAGAUGAUGAGUCUGACUGCUGUUUUAAAAUUUGGCAAGAUAACAAUAAUCAAGCUUAGUUUUUAAUUUCUGACUUAGUUUUUAUUUUGUGUUUUGUAGUGUGGUGGAAAGAAUACAUAUACACUUGGUGAAAUUAAUGAAACUCGAAAUGAAUGGGCAGCCAAGCUUCUGGAGCGGAUGAGUCAUAGUUAGAGUAACUUUUGAAAUCAGAAUUAAAAAAUAUACUAAUUGUAGUAUUUAGUUAGUACUUACAUAGUUAUUCCAAGUGUAUAUUUUGAUAUUGUAAUUUUAGAUUUGGAACAUACUGAGUUCUAUUGAUUUUGUCUGCCUAUUGAUUAUGUCUGAACUAUGUUGUAAUUACACAGGAAAUUAUGAAUGAAUAUAGUGGUUGAAAAUAGAGAAAUGAAAAAAUUCUCAUAUUCUACA
This is a messenger RNA of Humulus lupulus (European hop), 1438 nucleotides long. Its product is annotated as inorganic pyrophosphatase TTM2-like. The record is from RefSeq and is a predicted model, not a curated record. The transcript has 5 exons. NCBI's taxonomy places the organism in Eukaryota, Viridiplantae, Streptophyta, Magnoliopsida, Rosales, Cannabaceae. The coding region runs from base 503 to 1078 and encodes 191 amino acids.